Xyrichtys novacula (pearly razorfish) is the source of this 1005-nucleotide messenger RNA. The record is from the annotation of a GenBank genome assembly. NCBI's taxonomy places the organism in Eukaryota, Metazoa, Chordata, Actinopteri, Labriformes, Labridae.
AAAAUGUAAGUCAUCUUGCAGCCUCACGCAGUUCCUUUCUCCGUUCGACAACAAGGGAGCAGAAACACAUCACAGGAUGGCUGCUGCUAAGUUUUUGCUGUCUCUGAUGCUGGUGCUGGUGGCUACGGGGUGUGUGGCUGAUGCCCAGGAAAGGAUAAAGAUGUGUGGGAGAGAGCUGAUACGCCUGGCCGUCUCGUACUGUGGUAACUCUCGGCUCAGGAGGAGCAUCGAUGAAGAGCCUGUGCAGGGUCAAUACAAUGCUUUCCGUAAGUAGUUUUUGUUGCAUUUUCAGGCUUAAACUUGUUCUUAAAACUUCCAGGAUUGUGCAUAGAUAGGAGAAAUAUUAUACAUUUUAAGACUUAGGGACAACCUUGACUACAAACAUACACUGUAGUAGAAAUAACUCCAACCAUAGAGCAGUUUCUUUUUCUUUUGGGUGUCUAAAAAGUUUCAAGUCUCUCCUUUCGUCUUCUCUCCUCUGGGAACCAUGAAGCCUCCACAGAGGAACAUCAUUUAACAGAGACGGUCCAAACCCCACUACGAUCUGCCGCAGAGGACAAGGCUAUCUUCCCUUUGGCUCCUCACUGGUACCCGCUGUCCUCUCGGAUCAGACGAGCUGCUGGAAAAAUAUCUGAUAUUUGCUGCGAGAAAGGAUGCAGCAUGAAAGAACUGAUACAGUUUUGCUAGAAACACAGAAAAGAAUGUCUCACUGUGUGUUUUCUGUGCUCAGAGGUUGUUUCAAUGAUCAUCUAGUUUAUAACACUUGAGAAGAAUCACUCUAUGUUUCCAAUUAUGUAGCACUCUGGUUCACUCUACACUUAAGUAAUAAUGAUGCAUCAUGAUUAUUUUAGGUACUUGAUCAUAUUCAAUAAAUUAUAAACAGUGCCAAAGAUCACAAUGUACAGAGCAUUAUUUAUACAAAAAUAAUUUAUUAUAUCUGAACUGUUAUAUCAAGAUUUAUUUUUAACAAAUCACACUUUAAUAAAGCUUUUUAAGAUUAUUGAA